Messenger RNA from Hypanus sabinus (Atlantic stingray), 4994 nucleotides. RefSeq names its product structural maintenance of chromosomes 5 (gene smc5). Gene Ontology annotation, cellular component: Smc5-Smc6 complex. The transcript has 24 exons. Bases 25 to 3249 code for a protein of 1074 amino acids. Gene Ontology annotation, molecular function: ATP hydrolysis activity; ATP binding. Lineage: Eukaryota; Metazoa; Chordata; Chondrichthyes; Myliobatiformes; Dasyatidae. Gene Ontology annotation, biological process: double-strand break repair via homologous recombination. The record is from RefSeq and is a predicted model, not a curated record.
GGCGGGAGCCUGGCGACCGUGAAGAUGGCGGCGCCGAAGCGUAAGCUGUCGAGUCAAAAAGAUGCUGGACACAGGAAGGCGUCGAGCGGAUGCAGGCAGCUUUCGCAGGAGGCUGACAGGACAGGCAGCCAGUUCGUUGAGGGAGCUAUUGUCCGAAUUAAGAUGGAGAAUUUCCUAACUUAUGAUUCUUGUGAGAUCCUCCCUGGCGCCAAUUUGAACAUGAUUGUUGGUGCCAAUGGCACUGGAAAAUCCAGCAUAGUGUGUGCUAUUUGCCUGGGUCUGGCAGGAAAAACAUCCUUUAUUGGGAGAGGGGACAAGGUUGGUCUUUAUGUGAAACGAGGAUGUAGCAGAGGAUAUAUCGAACUUGAGCUUUACAGGCGGUCACAAAACCUUAAAAUUAGUCGAGAAAUUUCUGUUGUAAAUAACCAGUCAGUUUGGCAAAUAAAUGGAGAACAUGCAACCCAGAAAAUGGUUGAAGAACAGACUGCGGCUUUGAACAUUCAAGUAGGCAAUCUCUGCCAGUUUUUACCCCAGGAGAAAGUUGGAGAGUUUGCAAAAAUGUCAAAAAUCGAGCUUUUGGAAGCCACAGAAAAAUCAGUUGGGCCACCUGAGAUGUACAAAUUUCACAGUGAUUUAAAAAAUUAUCGAGAAAAGGAGAAAGAACUUGAGAACACGUGUAAAGAAAAGUCUGCUGCUUUGGAGAAAAUGAAACAGAGAAAUGAGCGAAGUGAGCAAGAUGUGCAGAGGUAUUAUGAACGACAAAGACAUUUGGAUAAAAUAAAGAUCCUAGAAAGAAAGAGACCUUGGGUGGAAUAUGAGGCUGCACGACAGGAGCAUGAAGAAGUAAAGCAUCUCCGUGACCAACUGAAACAAAAACUCAAAGCACUAAAAGAAGCUCAGACUCCAGUGACUAGAAGAAUUCAGGUUGUUGAAAGGCAGUGUAAGGAGCAGGAGACAAAAGUCAAGGACAAGAGUUCAGAAAUUAAGAAAAUCUCACAGGAGUGCAAACAAAAACAAGAUAUAUUGGAACGGAAAGACAAAGAGGUUGAAGAAGUUCAGCAAAAUUUAAGAAUGAAAAAAGAUGAGGAAAUUGACCGUCAAAAAAGAAUAAGCAACACAAAGAAAAUGAUUGAUGACCUGCAAAAUGAACUGAAUGCCACAAGGAAUUAUGACCAUGUGCAACCUGAGAUUGACCAAAUUAGCAGUGCCCUCAGGAAAGUCCAAGAAGAAAAGGGAGCCAUUGAUACUGAGAAGGGAGAGCUGCGAAGAGAGAAGGAAAAUUUAGAGAAAGACAAAAAGAAGGUAAUGGUUAAUAUCAAAAGACUUGAAGAUAUGAUGAAUUUUAAAGAAGCAAAACUUCGAGAUCGAUUUAGAGAUACAUACAAUGCUGUCCUGUGGUUAAGAGAGAACAAGAAUAAAUUCCGUGGACACAUCUACGAGCCAAUUAUGCUCGAGCUCAAUAUGAAGGAUUCAAGGAAUGCUAAGUAUAUUGAAAACCAUAUUUCACUGAAUGAUCUGAGGGCUUUUGUUUGUGUGAACAUGGAAGACAUGGACACAUUCCUUCGUGAGGUUCGUGAUAAACAGAAGCUAAAAGUGAAUGCGGUGUGUGCACCUUCUGUUUCAAUGGCAGGAAAGCCACCUACUAGGCCCAUUCAAGAACUUAAAAGUUACGGUUUUGUAUCCUAUUUGCGAGAGCUGAUUGAUGCACCCGAACCUGUAAUGAGCUAUCUUUGUGAACAUUACAAAGUUUAUGAUGUUCCUAUAGGAACAGCAAAGACUAGAUCGAUGAUUGAAAAGGUGAUAAAAGAAACUCAUCUGCGUCAGAUCUAUACAGGGGAAGAGCGAUACAGUGUAAAAAAAUCGGUAUACUCCAAUAAAGUUAUUUCAAGCAACACGUCAUUGAAAAAUGCACAGUUUCUCACUGUUCAAGUGGAUGUGGAGGAACGGAGGCGAUUGGAUGAUCAAGCAAAAGAAAUAACUACAAAGCUAAAUGCGCUGGAAUCCCGCCUUGCUGAAAUUUCUGAGACACACCGACGUCUCGAGUGGAAAGAUAAUGAAUUGAGGACAAAAAAGAAAGAACUUUUGGAGAUGAAAAGCAAGAGAAGGCAACUGGAACAGAAAAUCAGCACAAAGAAUGACAGUCUCAAGCAGAUGGAGAUGGAUACCAUCAAUCUUGAAGAGGAAGAACGAAAAGCUAAUACAAAGUUGAAAGCGAUCUAUACCCAAAAAGCCAAGCUGGUUUCAGAGUUAACACAGCUUAUUAAGACCUGCAUGAGGCUGAACAUGGAUAAAGUUGGCUUUGUUCUUGAAAACACAUUAUUAAGUUAUGAAAAGAAUCAGCUGGAAACAGAAUUUAAAGAAUCUACUGUGGAGCAAAAAAUGAAAGAGCAACAGUACAGAGAGCUGGAUGAAAAAAAGCACAAACUUUUGAAUAUGUGCAAGGAGCGUAUGAAAGCAGCCAGGCAGAUCUGUGACUUGGAUCCAAAUCAGAGUGACAUUCCUCCAGAACUGAUGACAGCAUUUCAGAGUCUUCCCAAUUCCCUGGAUGAAAUAGAUGCUUGCCUUAAUGAGGAAAAGUCAAGAGCAUCAUGUUUUACCGGCUUGAAUUUUUCAGUUGUGGAUGAAUACAAGCGGAGGAAGCAAGAAAUAGAAAAUUUAUCUGAUGAGCUAAAUAAAAAAAAGAGCGAAUUAGAAAAUUACAAGCUAAAUAUCUCACAGGUAAAAGAAAGAUGGCUAAAUCCCUUAAAGCAGCUAGUCGAACAAAUUAAUGAGAAAUUUAGUGAGUAUUUCCGCUCGAUGCAGUGUGCUGGUGAAGUUGACCUCCACACGGACAGUGAGGAGGAAUAUGACAAGUAUGGUAUCCGAAUUCGAGUGAAGUUUCGUAGCAGCACUCAGUUGCAUGAACUCACACAACAUCACCAGAGUGGUGGAGAGCGAAGCGUUUCUACAAUGCUCUAUCUGAUGGCUCUGCAGGAAUUAAACAGAUGCCCCUUUCGUGUUGUAGAUGAAAUAAAUCAGGGAAUGGAUCCCACCAAUGAAAGAAGGGUUUUUGAAAUGGUUGUGCGUGCUGCUUGCAAGGAAAACACCUCUCAGUAUUUCUUUAUUACGCCCAAGCUUUUGCAGAACCUCACAUAUGCUGACAACAUGACAGUUCUGUGUGUUUAUAAUGGGCCACACAUGCUGCCACCAGGCAAGUGGAAUCUGAAGGCUUUCCUCAGACGGCGGCGAAGAGUGCAGGUGCAUAACUGAGAAACAGUGGACAUUACCCUUUUCACAUCAAUCAUGUUCGCAGGCAAACAAGGUGCCUCAUUUGGUAACUCAGAGCCAUUUUCUAUAUGCAUUUACUUGUAAGUUUUGUCUUUUUAAAAUCUGCUUGUGUAUUUGGAGACGGGGUGGUGGAGGAGAUUUUGAGCAAGUCUAACUGCUGCUGUUUUUCAAAUGAGAGACAGCAGUAAGCAGUUAUCAGAUUGUUGAUGCCUAUUAUGACUCUGAAGAGUGUGUGUUUUGGGAAUUAUUUCUUUGACUGGAAUGCUUGUUACAUAAACAGAGAAAUUACAAAACAGUACUGUUGCAUGCUUUAAUGUAUACUUUUUGCCAGACAUCACUGCUACGUGCACAUCUACUGGUGAUCACUUGAUUUGAUCACUACAUUUGAUCCUGGUCAAUCUUGACCCUAACAUGACUAUUGUACAGAGUUGUAAAAAAUGGGAGCAGGUUUUUCUCUCAGUAAAGUUAGAUUACUCCCUUAAAGAUUGCUUGUUCAUGUUCCUGGAUAUGAGCACCUGCUUGUGACUUCAUUUUAUGAAGCAAAUUUCCAGUAAAAUGUUGCUGGGUGUCCAGUAUUGACUGAUAAAUUUAUUGUGACACUUGUAUCAGUGUGGAUUGAAGAUGUAUAAGGUAAUUCCCCCUUAGGAAAGCAAAAAUCUACUUUCUUCAAAUGCAUUUUGUUUUAAAGUUGUGCCUCCCAGUUAGAGAAUUAGUAGCCAAGAUGCUCUUGGGUAACAGAGCAGUUCCCUGUGAACAACAGUUAAGUAACUAAAAUGAAUCCACAUUAUAGUAUAGACAAAAGCAGUUCUACUGUCAAAUAUGAACUCUGCUGUACACAUAAUUCCUGAGCACUGUAGGAAAUAAUCCAUUGCAGAUUUAACCAGUGCUGAACUGGCAGUUUGGUAAAUUGUGUGCCUUGUACAUUAUUUUUAUAUAUAAGACUCACCCAAGUGUCCUGUCUGCUCCUGAAACCACCUGGUUAACUUCGCCCUUAAUUCAUCCAUGGUGUGGUACCAUGGGCAAGGCUGGCACCUUGGCCAUCAAUAAUACUGUUUUUUUUUAAAAAAAGGUUUUAAUCUGUUUGUUGACAUAAUUCAAAUUUGGGAAGGUGUGGUGUUCAGAGUUAGCUAUUUAAAAUUUUGAUGCUUGCCUUAUUUUUCUAAGUAAUUGAAAUCACAGAAUAUUUACUGUUCUAUUGAUGGAAAUGUUUUUCUAUUAAUGUGGUCCACAACUUUUACCAUGUAACUCACCAACCUGCACCUUUUUAAUAAAAAAAACAUAAUUCCACUUGUUUCGGAGAUGUCUGCCUAUUAGUCCUUUCCUGUCUCUUCUCAAUCUCCUUAUUUCUUGUAACUCUUGCCUUGAUCCAAUAAAAGCUUUUGUGAAAGGCCAAUAAAAUGCCAUGUUUAUACUUCCAAUUACUCCUGAAAGGAGUAGAACUGGGAUGUGAAUCUGGAAUCUCACUUUUUUCACUUUCAUUGAAACUGACACAUUUAAUUAUUGAAUUCCUUCACAUUGGCUUUUGGAGAUAUGUUAAUUGGUAUUAUUUCCUCUUGUGCAUUUUUGUAAAAUUACUUUUGAAGACUUUUGUGUUAGAACUUUGUUUUGAGAACUCGUGUUUGAUAUUUCUAAUGUCUAUUCGUGUUAUUUUGUUUAAAAGACAAUAGUUACCCUUUGAAAUUAUGUGUCUAUGUACCAAGUUUAAUAAAUAACUUAUUUUUACAGUC